UUACACAGUUGCAAAGUAGCUUUCUCUGCUGAACGCCUUUGUCUCACUUCAAUAUAUUGCACCAGUUCAACAGAGCAGUUAAAAAAAACAGACCACUUAAAUAUACAUUUGGAUAUACAAUGAGUCCAGUGUGCUCAGCCAUAUAUUGAAACUGAAACUAUACAAUGUAAACAGAGCAAUGACAUAAGGUCACUAAUGGUUAGGUGCACUCAGUCAAUUAUUGAGGAAGUAUACAAUAUAAACAAUCAGAUAUAAUUUUCGGAAGUUUCUGAAAAACUGAUUUAAAGACAUGAUUCUGGAAGUAACUAGUAUAAUAAGUUAACAUAAUAGAGUGACUUGAGUAAGGUUAGGAAAAACUGUGAAGUUAAGAAAAUGCCAUCAGUACUGGUUGGAGCUUCGCAAUGUAACCAGCGAAUGUGGCAAGCGUUAAAGAUUCACAUCAUGCGAGAACGACAACGUAAAAAACAAGAAGCUGAUGAAGAAGAAGAACGUUUGCGUAAAGAAAGGGAACGCCAACAGAAACAAGAUGUAAUGACAUUUGGUGAGACACAAGAACAGAUCAAUAAUUUGCACGGUGAAAUCUCAGAGUUGGAAAUGGAGAAGCAUGAUUUGUUUACAGAACUGAAGAGAGUUUUGCAUGAAGAAGGAACUAGAAAACAAUUUGCAAAAGAGAACAAUAUAUACUCAGAAGUAUCGACUGUAGGAAUAUAUUCGACAGUGAAUACUAAAGUAACACAUCCUCAACUAUUACCAACAACACGAAAUAUUGGUUCUCUACAUGAAUCUAGUGUUGUUGAACAACAAAUAUUAACAACUGGAUCUACUAAGGAAACAUUUAUGCCACGAAAUAUACCUCUACGUGGAAAUAUAUUUCCCACAUCAGUAUGUAAAGCACCAUCAUCUAUUCCAAUUAAGAAUCCUCUAUCAUUUUCUAUUGAGAAUUCGAUCGGUCCGAGUAAAAAAAAUUACGAUUAUUCCUCAAUUAUGUUGCAACCAUCCAGAGAGACUCCAGAACAGUCUAAACCAACUUAUCCUACAGUAGCUAAAGUCUCAUCAUUAACAACAAAUCCUGCGUACAUAGCCUAUAAACAUUCGAUGGAGCAACAAACCUCUUUGACAGCAUUUAAGAUGCCUCUAAGCAUGAAUGAGGGCCAUUCUGUUAUAUCGAAUAGAAGUAACAUUCUUCGGGACGCUCUGGCUCACCAUCCACCUCAGAGUAUCAAGGCGAAAGAAGCUACUGGUUAUCAUGUAGGAGCACCUGCUGUAACAUAUGACGAUACGUCCAAUAUCACACUUAAUAGGUUGUUGGAUAAUUCAUCUUUUAUGUUACCUAUGUCUUAUGGUAGAUUUAAUUCUUUAUAAUGAAAAAAUUGGAAUUUAUAACAAUUUAUAGUAAAAAUUUAUAAUAAUUUUUUUUA
Molecule: messenger RNA, 1418 nt
Organism: Odontomachus brunneus
Lineage: Eukaryota; Metazoa; Arthropoda; Insecta; Hymenoptera; Formicidae
Exons: 7
Coding region: 373-1362 (329 amino acids)
Biological process (GO): regulation of transcription by RNA polymerase II
Cellular component (GO): transcription regulator complex
Molecular function (GO): transcription coregulator activity
Source: RefSeq, a predicted model, not a curated record